Callorhinchus milii (elephant shark) is the source of this 1028-nucleotide messenger RNA. It is a transcript of the gene lnpka, whose product is annotated as limb and neural patterns a. The record is from RefSeq and is a predicted model, not a curated record. Gene Ontology annotation, cellular component: endoplasmic reticulum tubular network. NCBI's taxonomy places the organism in Eukaryota, Metazoa, Chordata, Chondrichthyes, Chimaeriformes, Callorhinchidae. Gene Ontology annotation, biological process: endoplasmic reticulum tubular network organization. The transcript is spliced from 11 exons. Bases 185 to 1015 code for a protein of 276 amino acids.
UGGGCUGUGCGCCUGCGCGGCAGGAAUCGGCGCGCUCGGUCGGUCGGUCGUUCGGGUCGGUUCGGUUCGGUCGGUUGGUGUCCAGGCGCGGGCCGGAGAGCAGCAGGUCAAGAAUAUUUCUACACCCUAUAAAUAACUUGAUUUGGUGUUCUACUUCAAAUCAGUUUACUUGAGCCAUUGCAAGAUGGGAGUUGUAUUUUCGUGCUGGAGGGCUAAACCUUCCACGAUAGACAUUCUGGAAAAAAUUGACAAGGAAGUAAACGCAUUGGAAGAAUUCAGGGAAAAGAAUCAGAGACUGCAGAAGAUUUGGGUUGGGAGAUUGGUCCUGUAUUCAUCAGUUCUUUAUAUCGUUACAUUUAUAUUUGUGUACUUCUGGUGGUUUCCAGAGGAAUGGACUUCACGACUAACCCUUGCACUUCCAGGGUUUUUAUUUCCUGUCCUGGUUUGGUUAAUAAGAAAAGCUUUGAUUUGGCUGUUUCGCAAAAGGACUGAAAGGAACAGUGAUGCCCUCGAAGAUUUAAAAGUACAACGCAAGAAAAUUCUUGAAGAAGUAAUGGAAAAGGAAACUUACAAGAAUGCCAAAAUUAUUUUGGAGAGAUUUGAUCCUGAAUCCAAAAAAACUAAAGAACUUGAUCAGCCAGCAUCUGGAAUCCCAGGUACUCCAAGAUCUGGUCAAGUAGAACUGCGUCAGCGGACCUCGGGUCAGAGAGGUCAAACUCCAUCCACUCCACAAAAUCCAAGCCAGGGAAACCCACGUGACCUACAAGCUGGCACACCUGCUCUGCAACCCAGCACAUCUGCACCCGGUGGACCCCCAGAAAAAGUUCUUCAGGCAGUUUCACAGACACCUGUACUCUCGAGACGGCCCAUUUCCCCAGCUACUCUGAUGCCUGGAAUGGGUCUACAUCCUCCUGGUCCUCCACUAGCCAGGCCCAUCCUCCCUCGGGAUCGAGGGGCUGUUGAUAGAGUAAUUGAAUAUUUAGUUGGUGAUGGACCACAGAACAGGUGGAGUUAAAUAAUCAUUUGUU